Solea senegalensis (Senegalese sole) is the source of this 801-nucleotide messenger RNA. RefSeq lists its product as uncharacterized. The coding region runs from base 1 to 801 and encodes 266 amino acids. NCBI's taxonomy places the organism in Eukaryota, Metazoa, Chordata, Actinopteri, Pleuronectiformes, Soleidae. The transcript has 5 exons. The record is from RefSeq and is a predicted model, not a curated record.
AUGGCCAACUACCGCACCAGACUGAGGGGCAUUGGCUGCCCAGAGUUGAGCAUAAAUGCUAUGAAAGAAAAGGAUGGUUCCCUGAACCACAGCCCAAACCAGGUGAAAAAGCCUUGGAAUGCCGAAGUCAACUACUGUCCUGGUUAUCCUGCAGGCGAAUCUAAAGAGAGUCUUGAGGCUGAAAGACAAGCACUUCUAGUGGAGGUGAAAAAGAAGAACCAAGAGCAGAUUAAGAACAAAAUGGAAAGAACAUUUGCCUAUAGAAGGCAGGAAAUUAUCCAGGAUAUGCCCUUCAUCACAGAGUUACGGAGCAGAUGGCCCGCUCUGUUUUCAGAAAGAGAGGUUGAUGCAGAAUUUGCCAGAAUCACCACUGUCCCACUACGGUCUACUUUCAUGUUUCAACUUGAUCGGCAUACUGACAACUUACUGAAGGUCUUCCGUAAGAAGGGAGGGGCAGCAGGACAGAAAAUUAAGGUCAUUUUGGCAGCAAUGGACAAGGAUCCAAGUAUUGAAAAACGGAGAGAUUGUGUGCUCAAAGCAGUGUCUGUGUACCUAAAUGAAGAUCCACAACAUCUCAUUAAGGAAUACAUGGAUCUUGAUCCUGGUGCAAAGAAAGAUAUGGAGGAAACGAUGAUGGGAGUCUACGUCAUUUGGCAUGAGGGAGCAGCGGACACUGAUCAAGCUGAGGAUGUCGGUAUCAUUAUAGAGGGAGUUGAAGUGCUUCAGGGUCUCAGGUAUUUUGCGAAUGGGUGUGCACUACUGCUAAAGAAGCACAUAAUUGAGGGACGCCAAGGCCUAUGA